Spirodela intermedia is the source of this 10120-nucleotide messenger RNA. Lineage: Eukaryota; Viridiplantae; Streptophyta; Magnoliopsida; Alismatales; Araceae. The record is from the annotation of a GenBank genome assembly.
AUGGCAGGAGUAAGUGGUGAUUGCCCGACAAUCAAGGCUAUCACUAAGGGAGUGAUUCACAGAAUUUGCUCAGGGCAAGUGAUUUUGGAUCUCUCAGCUGCUGUCAAAGAGUUGGUUGAGAAUAGUCUGGAUGCUGGUGCGACCAGUGUUGAGAUUAGUCUAAAAGAGUAUGGUGAACAAUACAUUAAAGUUACAGAUAAUGGCUGUGGCAUCUCACCGAAAAAUUUUCAGGUAAUUGAUGUAAUAUUCUUUGUUAUUGUCCUUUUCUUCCUUGCCUCUGCAUUUUUAUAUCUCUCUUUUGUUAGGUUUCUUUUUUUAAUGGUAGUGAGAGUCAACAUCUGCUGUUUUCCCCAAACGUAUGACAUUCAACUUGUCUACCAAGAAUGAUAGUUUAAUUCAUAUUCUAACAGUUCGACAUCAUGAACAUCUCUUUUUUUAAAUUGAUUUUGAAUACAUUAUUUUGAUAUCUGGUUAUGAAUCAGCGGAUUUGUAAAUAGACUGUUCAUCGUGAAAUGUCCUCAAGGUAGUCGGGGUGGUGAUCUGCCAACUUACUGCCUAAGCAACAUGGUGACAUUUCGUAAUGCCUAAGUUUAAAAUAAUCUAAGAUAAAUUAUUUUAACUCAUACACUUGUUUUUAGUUAAGUUCUUAUACUAUGAAUUAUUUAUGUUCCAUGUAAUGAAAAAAUCGCUCAUAAUUUUCUCAGCCAUUCCAGACUUUCAUGUCCCAAUUCAAUUUCUAAUUGGGCAUCUUGGUUCCAUAGCUGCCGUGGUUUAUGAAUGUCUUUAUCUGAUGCAUCCAUUUAGUUUCCGAUUGUUGAGGAUUAGGCUGACAGACCUCUUUUAUGAAUAAUAAUUCAUCUCAUGCAUUCUUUGACGAAGCCUUUCCUCUUUUAAUGGGUAGAGAUCAUUACUAGUACGUGUCAUUGCUGGAAGCUGGCUCAUAAAUGUGUUUUCUUCUUCAUCGUAUAGCACGCCUGAUGUAACCAGACCACCUCACGGAUGAAGCUCCCUGCAAUUUCCUGAGCUGUAUGGGCUCGAAGGUUCUCAAAAUAAGCAGGCCUUCCUUUAUUUAGUACCCUGGAGUAAUUUCAUGGAAUAAUGAAUCAUCAAAAGACCAAUAAACUUUUACGUCUUUCACUCAGCCUGUUAAAACCAGUUACCGGGCAUUAACCUUCAAAAUUUCCCUCCUACCUUUGAGCAUAGAUCUGGUGAAAAGAAUGCCUUUUUUAGUUAACUAGUGAUAGUGUGGUAAUUCAGAGAGCUCUUUUCUAGUUGUAGAAAUUCAGAGAAAUUGCAUAAUCCUUUUUAUUGUUUGUUAUGAACUUUUUCUUCUUCCCAGGACUGAGUUACUGGUCGCUCUAUUCCUUGCAGGUUCUUGCACUGAAGCAUCACACCUCUAAGAUAUCAAACUUUCCUGAUCUUCAGUCAUUGACAACGUUUGGCUUUAGAGGGGAGGCCUUGAGCUCUCUUUGUGCAUUGGGGAGCCUGUCUUUGGAGACAAGAACUAAGAAUGAGCCAGUGGGCACGCACUUGACCUUUGACCAAUCCGGUAUAAUAAAAUCUGAAAGAAAAAUAGCUCGGCAAGUUGGCACAACUGUCACUAUUGAGAAUUUGUUUUCCACUUUGCCAGUAAGAAGAAAGGAAUUUAGUCGUAAUAUCCGACGAGAAUAUGGGAAGCUUGUUUCUUUACUGAAUGUGAGGAAACUAUAUUCUCUAAUUCCACGUGAAUUUGUUCUGGUUGUAUACCAUAUGUGAUUUAUAUGGCUUGAUUAUCAUGUAAUAUUUUCAUGACGGUGGUCAUAGCUUUAGAAUUACUUUUCAUCCUGAUGAGUAUAAUUUAGUGUACAAUGCGAUUGUCAUAUAAAGUCUGAAAUGAUGAAUCACUGAAGAGCUCAUGUUCGAAAAGACAUUCAGGUUAGGCCAACUAGCAUCCAUGCCUAGGUUCAUGUUCCUGUUCCUGUUCCUGUUCCUGUCAGCACUAAGUGGCAUUUGGAUUUUAGUCAACUAAAAAGCAUCUCUAAUCUUUCCCCAGAGUGCAUAGAGUAUAACGCUUUGAAGAAUGGCUUAUGUAUAAAAGUGGUCUUGUGGAGCUUGUUCUAGUUGUUUUUUUAUCUCUGCUGGUAGGAUUUGCCUUUUUUGUGUGAAAUAAUAAGGUUUUGUAUAUAGCUCUCAUUUUCCUCAGAUUUGCGUUCAUAUUCAAAUCACUAAAAUAUCAUGCCUGCUUCUCUAUGUGCAUCUGACAUAGCAACUGAACUUACAUCCUUCUUUUUCCUUUUAGGCAUAUGCACUGGUUGCAAAAGGCGUCCGGUUUGUUUGCACGAAUACGACUGGGAAGAAUGCGAAAUCUGUGGUACUUAAGACUCAAGGAAGUAGUUCUCUUAAAGAUAACAUCAUAAAUACAUUUGGUCUGAACACUUUCACGUGCCUCGAACCACUGAGUUUAUCUGUAUCCGAGGCCAUCACGGUUGAGGGCUUUCUAUCGAAACCCAGGCAGGGGACUGGUCGUAAUCUAGGUGAUAGACAAUUUUUUUAUGUCAAUGGACGUCCUGUGGAUAUGCCGAAAGUUGGGAAGCUUGUGAAUGAAUUGUACAAGUCCUCAAAUUCAAAGCAGUACCCUAUUGUCAUCCUUAACAUCAUCAUGCCAACACAAUCAUAUGAUGUAAAUGUAACUCCUGAUAAAAGGAAGAUUUUCUUCUCAGAUGAGUGCUUUCUCAUCAGUUCUCUAAGGGAAGAGAUAGAGAAGAUUUAUUCUCCCGGCCAGUGUGGCUAUACUAUUAGCAAGAUUGAGUCCAUUGAGGAGAUGGAUGCUAAUGACUCAGAUACUCCUGAUAGCGGCAAUGAUCUCCCUACAUCAGCUAGACCACUUACUAUUAUAGACAAUGAGCAACUAGAAGCUGGCAGCUGUCAAGACUUUGUGUCAGAUGAUAUUUCUUCUAAGAUGAUUGAAGUAAUUGACCGAGAUGUUCAUGGGGACAAAGUGACUUCUCCAAUCAGGGGCGAAAUUCCUGUAACAAAGAAGGCGAAAUAUAGUGCCCAAGAUGAGCAGCAUGAAAUUUUGACUGCAUAUCAGUGUACACAAUCCAGAAGCUCUCAUGCCUCUCCUCCUGGAAGAUUAGUUAAGUGUGAUGUUGUUGCAAAUGCCAACUCAUCCUCUGGACUAAAGUUCGUUCAAUCUUCUCUCACCAAAUUUGUAGAUGUGAAGAAGAGGAAGGAUGAAAGUAGUGUAUGUUCUGAAUUGCCUGUGCUGAGAAACAAUAUCACGCUGGCCCAAGAAGGGAAAACAACUUCAGAAGCCGAUACUACAUGUUUUGAAAUGCUUUCCUCUUAUCUUCAAGACGAUACUUCCUCAGAGACCAGUCAAAAUAAAUUCUUGGAAAAUUCUGGGUCGUGUAAUGUCAUGGAAAAGAUGAAAGUUCAUAGCUCUCCUGUAUGUUGUGUCGGAAAAAAUGAGGUAUGUGAAAGAUAAUUUAGCAAGUACUUUAGAUAUAAUCAAUGUACACAAUUUCUUUUGAUAUCUAUUUUAUCUUAUAUCAAUCUAAUAGUGGUACGCCAUUUUAUGAUUGGAAACUUCAUUACAUCCUUAGCCAGGUCGUGCGUAUGCUGUUUAUAUUGGCGUCACUUUCAGUUGCUGAUAGCUACUAACCAUUCUAACAUACCGUAAUUCCAUGUUUUGUCAUGGUAAUAUCAAUAAAAUGUAUGCUCACUUGGACAUGGAGACUGCUUAAUCAUAAAGUGAGCAAAAAAGAUGUUUGUGGUCUUGCUGUUGUUUGCUCUACAGGGGAGUUACUUGACACAUUUAAGCACAUAAACCUAAUUAUGAAAAAUGCAAUUUUUACGAAAAAUGUAAGUUUGUAGAAUGGAGCAUAAUGUGGAGUGAGUGGAUUUAUCUUUCAGGUUUAUUGUCUUUAGAAACCAACAUAUUCCAUUCUCUCUGUUCCUAUUUAGCAGGAUCAAAGUCAUGCUAUUGUCAAAUGGAUUAUUCAGAAGAAAAUGAUAUAUAACUUUUGCGUUUCACGUCGUUUGAAUGUCAUACAUGCAUUUCGCGUUUAAUUUUACCAAUAUUACUAUUUUCAAAGUAAGCUUUAUAAGAUUCUUCUUUUUCCCUUUUUUUUUUUUUGGAGCGUGAGAUAUUUGAUAUUGAGUCUACCGCAUGCUUACCUACCUUCUUAUUGAGACAUACUCCAGAUACAGUUUUUUGAAGCACUUCCCUCUUCUGUUCUUCUGUACACUACAAAUACAUUCCUGUAUAUACACUGUCAUAGUUUAUUUUAUAUCAAAUUUUAUUUUAUCAGGUUUUGUAUUCUUUUUCUCGUGUUAUUAUUCUUUGAAAUCUUCAUAUUCUUGUUGUAUGAUUCAUUUGCUCUAAUGAAGCAAAGGUUUCCUGUAUUCUCUCUGAAAAAUCUUUUAUACGUUGAUUACAGUGUACGACCUGAAUAUUUAUAUCAUCCUAGCUGCUUUGACUGGAUUUGUCGUACACUAGAGAUCAAAGGAUUCAAGCAGAAAAUCUUUCUCAGAUUUUAACUCUUGUAGAUGCGGUAAUAUCCAUUUGUUAGAUGAUCAUAUACUUCUAUUGGAAAUAUGUUGCGUGUUCAUAUCCGAACUCUUACUGAUUAUUAUGUUUAUGUACUUUCACUUUGAUGUUUGUGAUCCUGACUAUGAAUCUCUCUAUAUUUUCUAGGAAGAUUUAAAGUGCCAGGAUUUAUCUUUAUACCCAGAUGAUGUGGACAGACAAACUCCACCUAUUGAGAAUGCUGAAAAUUUGGCUGGUUGUCUUUCCAGCCCUACAUCAGAUAAUGAAACUGCCAGCUCAUUAAAGGCCUGUUCUUCCGGAGGAUCUUCUUUUCUGCAAUUUAACAUCAAUGCAGUUAGAGCUAGAAGGACUCAGUGCUCACGUUUUCAUUCAAUCAUCUCAAACAAAAGAAUAAAUACUCGAAGGUCAUCAUAUUAUUGUUUUCUUUGUUAGUCUGACAUGUAUAAGGAUUCUCAGCUAUUUUUUUCUCAUUUAUUUAUUAUUUUUUAUGAUGUUUUAGGUGCUACACUGCGGCAACGUUAACCAUUUCUCAAUCAGAAAAUGAGAACGACAAAGCUGAGCUACUGACGGCAGCUACCAUCGAGUUGGAGAAAUAUUUCAGAAAACAAGACUUUGGAAGAAUGAAGGUUUUUCCUCCCAUUCUGGCACCCGUAAAAUGUGAUGAGUAUAGGAUCCUGUAGAUUCUUUCUUCUCAUGAGAUGUAAAAUGAGGAUACUGUCUAGUAAAUGACUCUAUGUUAGAUUAUAUGCAAUAAUUCACUGAAAUGCUAACCUAGCCAUGGGAGAUUAUUUAAGUCAUAUUUUGCAGAUAUAGAUCCUUACAUGUUUUUCGUACAAUUUCCUACGUUGAAUAUCUUGCUUCCUUUGUCAACUAGUCUGUUACUUUCCGUUUUUUUUUUCUUUGUUUAGAUCUUCCAACAGAACGCAGCUGAUUGUCAUUUUGUGUCUAGAUUUGGCUGAUCUUGUAUUUUUUUUUACAAAUGUAUCUGACCAUUUCGUCCGGUGAUAAUUUUCUUGUUAGUUGAAUGAGUGGACAUCUGUCUUCCUGUCUUUUACGAACUUUUUUUUUUACCACUGGUUUACUCAAAGCGGCUUUCCAUAGAGAACAAUAUUUGUCCAUGUUUUGAUUUUAGCACUGGGUUGUCUCAUAAUUUUUUUUACUUGUGCCGUCAGCUGGCGUUUGUGUUGGUCCUUUUUGUUGUUCCUACGGUCCCCAGAGUCAACUUCAUUGGAAAUCAUAACUUUGGGAUAAUGUUCCUUGGACAGUUUCUGAAGCUUCGUAUGAGUUUGUAUUAAAAAUUUGUUUUUUUAGUCUAGUAUGACAACUUUCUUUAAAAGUUCUCUUGGAAUGAAAAAAAUGUGGGUACCAGUCUCUUGCCUUUAUUUUUCUUUGGACUUCUGAUGGCAGACAUUCUAUAAUAAUGUUCAUAUUGUUUUUUUAACUGGUGUGUUGUAUCGUUCGUUCCAUUUUCUUUUUUUAAUCUUCCAUCACGCACAAAAGGUUCGUCUAUCAGCAAUAUGCCUGCCCUCUGCUACCUUUAUCAGCAAAACGCACGGACUUCUAUUCCUUGUUUUUCUUACUGGCGACUGUGGCACGUGGAUACAUGUCUUGGCUAAUCUCUAGUUAGUCUUUAGUGCAGAUUUUUUUUUUCUUUUCAUAGCUUUUUAUUCACCACCUUUCCCAUGGUGAUUGGUCUUGUUAGAUUCAGUUCUGAGGAAAACGUGACUGACAGGAUGCGUACUUCUUAUCAGGUCAUUGGACAAUUCAAUCUUGGUUUUAUUAUUGGGAAGUUAGAUCAAGACUUAUUCAUUGUUGAUCAAGUAAGGCUCCAAGAUCUUUUUUUCGCUGUUAGUCUCAUGGGAAUGAUCCUCUCUUCUGAUCCUUUCUUCAAUGUUUCUUGAAAAUUUCUCUCAUGAGAAGCUUGAAUCUUAUUAGAAUAGUCUUUUUUUCCUUUUUAUAGAAGAAAUUUUGGAACAUAUGAGCUUCAGACGACUCUAAAAACUUCCUUCCUUUCGUUGCCUCAACUUGCAGCAUGCUGCGGAUGAAAAAUAUAAUUUUGAACGACUUGCGCGAUCGACUAACUUGAGCCAACAGCCACUACUUAAGUGAGUUUCUUUCCCUUUUCUUGUGCUUUGUAUUUUAGGCACUCAUCAACAAGCCUAUUGAACAGAGUACUACGGAUUGAAAUAGUUAUAUUUAAAAGGAUUCACCGGUGUCUUGACAGAACGGAUGAAAAUAAUUUCAGACUGAAAUGAUUGCAUUCACAGAACGGUGUACUGUUUUUGAUGACCAGUGCCUUAAAAAGGAUUCAUCACUUGGAGAGUCUUACGCUUUUUCAUCCUUUCUUUUUCAAUGCUACAGGCCUCUGAGGUUAGAGCUGUCACCAGAAGAGGAAGUAAUUGCGUUUAUGCAUACGGAAGUAAUUAGGUACGCUUGCUUCAGAAUUGUUAAGUCCCAAACCCUGUCCAUCAGUUAACUCUCAUUCAAUUGUUUUAGCCCAUUGAAUUGCCUUUCCUUGAGCUGCUUUUAAUUGUGCAAUUUAAUUGGACAAUCUUGUUGAUUAUAUGUCACAUUUUAUAAGGUAGAGGAUUUGGUUUUCCUUAUGUAUCGACUGUGAAAUGCAUCUGGAUGGGUCUUCCUCUGGGAAUCCAUGUUACUAUAUUAAAUUAUGUUGCCACAUAAAACUCAAAUAUAUGAGAUAUAAAUUGGUGGUACACGGAAAAUAUGUUGAUCGAAUGUUCAAAGGCACUGGUGCCAGGGUUGGACGAAUGGUUAUGGUUAGCCCUUAAUGUCACUAAUCAGUAGGUUACUUUUAGACUUCACCAGUAGUGACUCUUUUGGUAAUGUACAGAAAAAAUCUUUUUAGGAUAUCACAACAUCUUUGGAAGAACUUCAUUCUUUAUCACCAUUUUCCUCUUGAAUGAUUGCAUCUUCGUGGGGAUUUUUCAUGUCAUGGGUUCUCUGGAAGAGGGGCACCAGAGUGCUGCCAUCAUCAAGAAUGAUCAUUUACUGGAGAAGCUUCUUGAUGCAUAAGUUGUGUGAGAAGUCAAGGAUCUUAGAUAUUGAUGUAGCAUCACAACCUGUAAAGUUGGAAGGAGGAGGCUGAAUCUCAAACAGGUUGGAGAAAAGCUCACAGACCGUCGAACUAAAGAAAUUAUAGGAGUUUUAUUGAUAUGAUCAGAAAAAAGGAUGCCCCUAUAUAGCCAACAAAAUAUUAGCCAAAUGAGUAAUAUAUCUUCUGGUGUAGUCACUUGUCAGGGGUGAUUUUGGCCUAGUGAGAAAAAUAACAAUUAAAAUUCUUAAGAAAGAAGUACUCCGAGACUAUCCUAUAUGGUUAUAAUCAGCUGCGUUUUACACGACUUACGGUUGACUUAUCUAACUUUAGCUAAUUCUUGGGAUGGAGAAUCCUCUACAUUAGGCAGGCAUCUUUGGGGUCCUUUCACAAUGUUUUCCCGACUUUAUUGAUAUUCAUAUAGAUACAGCUAAAGACUAUUAAAGGCUUGGCCUGACCAGGGCUAUUCUUUUUGUCUGACGCAGAAUAAUCAAAGAAUUGCUCAGCUCUGGGUUUUACAUAUCAAAAACAGGUUACUGCAGAUCUGUAGAAUCUUCUGGCAGAUUAUUUCAUCUGCUGUCGUGGUGUAAUGCAGAGACAUCGAAGGGAGAACAUGAAGAGAGGGUAACAUAAAAAUUCGCUGAUCUGAAAAGAGAAAAAAAAGUGCGAUUUAUCACGUAUUAAGUCUAUCGAAUAACCUUUUCUCAACCUAAAUUCGUCGCCUAUAAAAUUUAAAAUAAAAAAUAGGAGAAAAAUGCAUUUCUCUUAACCAUGCAGGAUUAUCUUCUCUAUCUUGCUAUCUUCUGAAAGCACCUCUGAUCCCCCCAUAGAACUCGAAUUUUUUCUUCUAUUCGGCAAGUGAUACCUAGUUCUUGUCUGUGCAUGGUUAUGUACACUAGUAACUUUUUAGCCGUUGACUUUUGACAACUCUUCCUUUUUUGUAUCACUUGGUCCUUGUAUUUAUGUCUACAGGAAAAAUGGUUUUUCUCUUGUUGAGGACGUUGAUGCUCCCCCUGGCCAACAUUUUCUGUUAACAGCUGUGCCUUUCAGUAAGAAUAUGACUUUUGGAGUGGAAGGUAAUCAUAUUUUGGUCUUUUUGCAUAUAAAAAUAGUGGGUUUAGUAGACUAGUCAUUCUGAAGACACCUGGUUCUGCAACGUCGUUGAAACAGAUGUUAAGGAACUCAUUUCCAUCCUUUCUGAUGCUCAUGGGGAGUGCUCUAUAAUCAGUAGCUACAAAAUGGACACUCAAGAUUCUCUCUGUCCAUCAAGAGUCCGCUCUAUGCUGGCUUCGCGUGCUUGUCGCUCUUCUAUUAUGAUCGGGGAUCCCCUUGCAAAGAACGAAAUGCAGAAGGUGAUCCCCUUUCUUUUUAUUUUGGUUUUUUUCUAGUAGCGACCUCUUCCAAAUAUAUUGGUUUUAUAUUUGAUACCAGCUUUAAUAAACCUGAUAAAUUAAUUUUUUCCAUUUCCUUUUAAAUCGUUAAUAAUGCAAUUCGGAUCUCUCUUCUGGGGGGGUGGGGUGGAUUGUUCUUUGACCAAUCUUUUGAGAAACCAGUGAGGAAAUUUGGUGAUGAGAACUGUUUGAUAUUGUUAAGGUUGAUAUGGUCACUUCAUGCCACACAGUCCCAUUCGAUGAAAGAACUUGAAGUGUGUUUGAGAAAUCAUAGGACAUAAUCGAGCAAUUUGGAUCAGCCAAGUUCCACACACAGAGGUUGCAUGGAUCCACUUCAUGUGGAGCUGUGCGGGCAUAGAUGAGGGCCAAACGGUUUGAUUGAGUAGAGAGAGGGCCAAGAGAGGAGCACUGGGUAUUUCUUCUGCAGCAGCCAGGAAUUGAGGCCUGAAACCAUUUUAUUAUGAGAGAUUUGGGGUGAUGGAUAACCUUUUUCCACAUGAAAGCACCUCCCACCAUCACUCGUGCACUGGCUGAGGAAAAAUAUGCUGCCCAGUGAGUGAGAAGCUGCUCGUUGAUGCUGCAUUUUUAUGAGCGAGAGCGAGAGAGAGAGAGAGAGAGAGAGAGAGAGAGAGAGAGAGAGAGAGAGAGAGAGAGAGAGAGAGAGAGAGAGAGAGAGAGAGAGAGAGAUAGACGGACAGACAGAGACAGACAGAGACAGACAGAGACAGAGAUAGAGACAGAGAUAGAGACAGAGAUAGAGACAGAGACAGAGACAGAGACAGAGACAGAGACAGAGACAGAGACAGAGACAGAGACAGAGACAGAGACAGAGAGACAGAGAGACAGAGAGACAGAGAGACAGAGAGACAGAGACACAGAGAGACAGAGACAGACAGAGAGUCCAUAAAUUCAAACCAAAUGCCCGUCUAAUCCUCCAAUGACUUUCAUUCUCUAAUAAGCUGCUUAUUGACGCUUCAGUUUUUCCAUCUUCUUGCCUCCCUCAGUUGGACUCACAUGCUACCCCUUCCUUAUGGGCCACAGAUAGUCCAGAACCUGGCGGGCCUCAAGUCCCCAUGGAACUGUCCCCAUGGCCGGCCGACGAUGCGGCACUUGGUGGACUUGACCAGCAUCUCGGCGGCGCCCUGA